CGCGCGGGCGCGCAGGCGCGGCGGGGCGGGCCGGGCCGCGCUGUGUCACGGCCAUGGAGUACCUGAUCGGCAUCCAGGGCCCCGACUACGUCCUGGUGGCCGCGGACACGGUGGCGGCCACCAGCAUCAUCCAGAUGAAGCACGACCAUGACAAAAUGUUUAAGAUGAGUGAAAAGAUCCUACUGCUGUGUGUGGGGGAGCCUGGAGACACGGUGCAGUUUGCAGAAUACAUCCAGAAAAAUGUUCAGCUCUACAAAAUGAGAAAUGGUUAUGAAUUGUCUCCCACUGCAGCUGCAAACUUCACCCGGCGAAACCUCGCGGACUAUCUCCGGAGUCGGACCCCUUACCAUGUGAACCUUCUCCUGGCUGGCUAUGAUGACCAUGAGGGCCCUGCCCUGUACUACAUGGAUUACCUGGCAGCUCUGGCUAAGGCUCCUUUUGCAGCACAUGGAUAUGGAGCAUUCCUUACCCUCAGCAUCCUUGACCGCUAUUACAAGCCAGGUAUCACACGUGAGGAAGCUGUGGAGCUCUUAAAAAAAUGUCUAGAGGAGCUUCAGAAACGUUUCAUCCUCAACCUGACCUCCUUCAACGCCCGGUUCAUUGACAAGGAGGGCAUCCAUGAAGUGGACAAUAUACCCCUUACCAAAGUGGAGUCCUAACCCUCAAGAUCUUUCUUCAACAGUCUUCUAGUUUUGUUCUCUCUUGGUUUUUUGUUUUUUUUUUUUCUAUUCAUUUGAAGCACACGAGUAAUGUACUGCAGUGGGAGCUCGAAUAAAGCCUGGUACUGCAGUGGAAGCUUGAAUAAAGCCUGACAUUUAUAUAGCCA
This is a messenger RNA of Catharus ustulatus (Swainson's thrush), 826 nucleotides long. RefSeq names its product proteasome subunit beta type-2. The coding region runs from base 54 to 659 and encodes 201 amino acids. Lineage: Eukaryota; Metazoa; Chordata; Aves; Passeriformes; Turdidae. Gene Ontology annotation, cellular component: proteasome core complex, beta-subunit complex; cytosol; proteasome core complex. The transcript is spliced from 6 exons. The record is from RefSeq and is a predicted model, not a curated record. Gene Ontology annotation, biological process: proteasomal protein catabolic process. Gene Ontology annotation, molecular function: peptidase activity.